UCAGUUUUACAAGACUUGACUUCAAUUCGCGAUUUUAAUAAUUAAUAAGAAAUCAAAGAUGAAAUUCUUGGCAGUAUUGAUUGUAGUAGCUUCCGUUGCAGUUACUUUCGCCGCAGUUUCCGUUUCACUGAAUGCAGAUCAAAAUGCUAAACUUCAAGCAGCAGCUGCCGAAUGUAUCGAAAAGGAGAAGAUCACCAUGGAUGAAGUACUAAAACUGAACCAAGGAAAAUUUGACUCUGCUGCUGAAAAUCUUAAAUGCUUCGCCAACUGUUUCUUGGAUAAAUUGGGUUUCUUCGUUAAUGGUGCCGUUAAAGAGGAUGUUUUAUCUAGCAAAUUGAGUCCAAUUUUCGGAGCUGAUAGUGUAAAGGAUAUCAUGAAAAAAUGCAACAAUAUUAAAGGCGCAAAUAAUUGUGAUACUGCAUUCAAACUAUUCGAAUGUUACUACAAAAAUAAUGCCGCUCUUGUUUAAAGUGGCUAAUAUAAAUAUAUAAUACAUAAUAUAAUAUAUAAAUUAAAGAACACUUAAAUGUGAA
Teleopsis dalmanni is the source of this 533-nucleotide messenger RNA. Its product is annotated as general odorant-binding protein 56d-like. Gene Ontology annotation, molecular function: odorant binding. Gene Ontology annotation, biological process: sensory perception of smell. The coding region runs from base 59 to 469 and encodes 136 amino acids. NCBI's taxonomy places the organism in Eukaryota, Metazoa, Arthropoda, Insecta, Diptera, Diopsidae. The transcript has 2 exons. The record is from RefSeq and is a predicted model, not a curated record.